AAUACAAUGAAGAGUUGAUAAAUAUUAGUUUAUGGAUCCACACAAACUUAUCUCAAGUGUCUAUACCAUAUUCUUGACGUUUUAUUUGAGGACGAAAAGGGCGUCGUUCUUACCCAAACACAAAAUAUGACCCUUCAAAUGAUUCCCUUGAAAGGGUUUCCACACGACCCUUCCUUUUACAUCAUCGAUUCUUUUUCCAAGGAUUCUACAACUAUUCUUUAGGAACAAAUACAAUGACUCGUAUUGGUAUAUUCAAUUCCUUUCUCAUGUUCAUUAUAAUAAUUGUAUAUAGCUCUCCUCGUAUUCAUGUUCAUGCUAGUCAAAAUGAAUACCUAAAACAAGUCUAUGACUCAUGUGGAGGUGCACAAUGGUCGAUGAGUGUCUAUAAAUACUGUUCAACCAGUAGUAGUUGUGUAUCAAACGACAAUUGUUGUUGGAAUACAUCAAACUCGGCUUGUGAUCAUGAGCAGGUGACAUGUACUAACGGAAACGUGGAACAAAUUGACCUCAGCCUUCAGAAUCUUCAAUGCCCUUUUCCAGAUGUACUGACUCAGUUUUCUCAAAUGCAGGAACUACAAAUGAGUUAUAAUCCAAAGCUAACUGGUAGUAUUCCAUCCAAUAUAAGUCUUCUCAGUCUACUGGAGACCUUGCAUCUAAGACAUACUGGCAUGGGAGGAUCUAUACCGACUUCUAUAGGCAAUCUUCAAAGCCUGCAAUCCCUCGAACUAAGCCACUCGCAAUUCUCUGGUUUCAUACCUUCAACAUUAUUUAGCUCCAGUACAAUUCAAAAUCUCCAACUAUCUGAUAAUCAACUCUCUGGUAGUUUGCCAAAUACCUUCAAUCAAAUGGUGGUGCUUGAAACUCUUGAGCUUUCUUCCAACAAUCUCAAUGGGAGUAUUCCAUCGACUCUGAGUCAAGCAACAACACUCACAAACUUGCAGCUACAAAACAAUGCCUUCACAGGAAUACUUCCCAACUUGAGCAACUUGACCAAGCUAACCUACAUCGAUGUUUCCAAUAAUCAACUUGAAGGUGAAGUUACAACUUUCCCUCCUGCUAUUCUAACUAUCGACUACUCCAACAACAACUUUUAUGGACCACUUCCUUCUAUUCCAUCUAGUGUGACAAGUUUGCGUCUUUAUGGGAAUGACUUUUGGGGUUCUCUCCCUUCUUUACCUUCAAACCUAAAAUCCUUGUAUAUUCAGGAGAAUAAUUUCAGUGGCUCAUUACCAUCUUUACCCAGCAGCCUCGAAAAACUCAAUGUCUCCUUCAACAACUUUACAGGUUAUCUUCCAACCUCAUUACCGUCAGGUUUGACAACUGCCGACUUUUCCAACAACUCCUUCCAUUGCCCUAUUCCAUCGGAUAUCACUUUUUAUGCCAAUUUGACAUGCAUUUGUCCUGCAGGAUAUUAUGGAAACAGAACUAUUUGUAAUCAAUGCGGGGAAGGAGAAUAUACAUCAGAGCCGAAUAGUCCAACUUGCAGUCUAUGUCCAGCUGGACAAUAUAAUGAUGAGGAAGGACAAACGAGUUGUUCUCCUUGUUCACCUGGAACUUUUACAAACAAUACAGGAUCAACUAGCUGUCAGUCAUGUCCAAUAGGGAGUUAUCAACCCAGCAGUGGUGAAAAUGAAUGUUUACAAUGCCCAGCUGGACAAUAUCAACAAAAAAGUGGCCAGUCGAGCUGCGACACAUGUCCAUCUGGUUAUUACUCAACAAAAGGAUCCUCUAAGUGUUUACCUUGUGAUCCAGGAACUUAUAGUAGUGCAGGUUCUGGUAUUUGUACACCAUGUCCACCUGGACAAAACACUUCGACGUCCCAAAGCAGUGCAUGUAGUAACUGUCCAAGUGGAACAUAUGCCAACAAUAGCGGAACUGCCUGGUGUAAACUGGCUCCUGCUGGAUCCUACUCUAGUUCUGGUGCUGAUAUUUAUACACUUUGCUCUCUUGGACAAUAUCAACCUAAUAACGGAAGUUCGCAGUGUGAAGCUUGUCCUGCUGGAACUUUUAGCAAUAUCACUGGCGCCACACAAUGCCUCAACUGUUCGGUUGGGCAAUAUAGCAACAACGGUGCUGCCAGUUGUACUUUAUGUCCUGCAGGUUACACCAACAACUCCAAUUCUACAGCUUGUAAAGCUUGCCAACUAGGAACCUUCAACGACAAGAAAGGGUCUGUUUGUAAACUGUGCCCUGCUGGAACUUUUAGCAACAUUACUGGCGCCACGCAAUGCCUCAACUGUUCGGUUGGCCAAUAUAGCAACAACGGUGCUGCUAGUUGUACUUUAUGUCCUGCAGGUUAUACCAACAAAUCCAAUUCUACAGCUUGUAAAGCUUGCCAACUAGGAACCUUUAACAAUGAGAAAGGGUCUGUUUGUAAACUGUGCCCUGCUGGAACUUUUAGCAACAUUACUGGCGCCACACAAUGCCUUAGCUGUUCGGUUGGCCAAUAUAGCAACAACGGUGCUGCUAGUUGUACUUUAUGUCCUGCAGGUUAUACCAACAAAUCCAAUUCUACAGCUUGUAAAGCUUGCCAACUAGGAACCUUUAACAACGAGACAGGGUCUGUUUGUAAACUGUGCCCUGCUGGAACAUUCGGUAACGAAACGGGUUUGAAGGAAUGUUAUCCUUGUCCUGCAGGUAUGAGUAGUUCAACAGGAUUCUCAUCUUGUCGUCCGUGUCCAGAAGGCACUUUCAGUGAAGCCGGUGUUGCAAGCUGUACUCCCUGUGCUGCAGGCACGUUCUCCAACACAACGGGGACAAGUUCUUGUCUACCUUGUCCUGCCGGUAGUUACAGUCCAAGUGGUUCAUCUCAUUGUCUACCUUGUCCAGUUGGAAACUAUUCCAACUCACUGGGUAGCUCUCGUUGUCCACCUUGUCCUCUCGGUACUUUUGGAAAUGAAACUGGUUUAAAAAUUUGUUUCCCUUGUGCUGCAGGAAACUAUAGCGACGUGUCAGGCUCUAUUACUUGUAAGAUGUGUUCUCCAUCAACUUACAGUACUUCCCUUUCUAGCAAAUGUAUUCCUUGUGAGGCUGGAACCUAUUCUGACAAAUAUGGCGCUUCUGUGUGUACACCGUGUCCUCGUGGUACCUUCAGUACAACGGGUUCUAAGCAGUGUGAACAGUGUAUUUCUGGUACCUAUAGUAACAAGACUGGCUCCACUUCUUGUUCUCUCUGCCCUGCAAAUAUGACAAGCACAAGUGGAGCAACUCAAUGUACAGCUUGUUCUUCAACUUUGUGUUCGUACAACGGCAUCAGUUGCGUGAAAUGUUCUCCACAGCCCAUUCCAUGUCCCAUGGGUCAAUACAGUCCUACUGGAUAUGCUCCCUGUUCAACUUGUUCUGGCGCUACUUAUACAAACCAUACAAAAUCAAAGUCUUGCUAUAAUAGUCCUCCUGGUACUUAUCCUGUUUUGGAUCACUCUGCUUAUGCUACAUGUCCAUCUCUUGGUUUCUUUUUAAAACCUUUUCAUGAAGAGUAUUCAUUCUGUGGUGCUAAUACACAGUCCAUCGUUGUGAUCGUCGUUAUCGGAAUUGCUGCUUGUGUAUUACUGAUUGGUAUUGGAUAUAUCUUAUGGCGGUAUGUUAUUCAAAAGCAUUUACAAUCAAAGAACCAAAUUGAAGACGACAACGUUUCAAACGAUGCAAACAUUUCCAAUCAGCCUCAAACAAAUCCAUCCCAUCUUUCUUCUUCUUAUACAGACUCGAACCAUCUUUCUUCUACAAUAUUGAUGCGAUCAUCAUCUAAAAAGCCUAAUGAUAGUUCUGUUCACACCAAUGUAACAACCUAUGGACAAGCUACUCAGACUACUACUACUUCCCCAACACUAGUCUCAUCCCUGACUUCUCCUAUCCAUGUUGGUGACAGAGGUACAAACGAAAUUCCUCCUCCCACAAAAUUGGCUAUAUUUCAAAGCUCAUUUGGAAACCAACAACCGAGAAUCAUUCGCAACUCUGAUACGCCAUCUUCUACUAGUCAAUCCUAUUCCAACAAUGACCAGUCCCAGCUUGUUUUUCGUUUUGGAGAUCGACUGUUUAGAUACAAUCCUAUGAAAGAUGACUUGGAACAUGAAUAAACAAUCUUUUUAUAGUUUUCAAAAGCAC
Messenger RNA from Galdieria sulphuraria, 4101 nucleotides. RefSeq names its product protein kinase, putative (ISS). The coding region runs from base 234 to 4073 and encodes 1279 amino acids. The record is from RefSeq and is a predicted model, not a curated record. The transcript has a single exon. Gene Ontology annotation, molecular function: protein binding. Lineage: Eukaryota; Rhodophyta; Bangiophyceae; Galdieriales; Galdieriaceae.